This is a messenger RNA of Abrus precatorius (Indian licorice), 1481 nucleotides long. Its product is annotated as probable sugar phosphate/phosphate translocator At1g48230. Lineage: Eukaryota; Viridiplantae; Streptophyta; Magnoliopsida; Fabales; Fabaceae. The record is from RefSeq and is a predicted model, not a curated record. The coding region runs from base 293 to 1438 and encodes 381 amino acids. Gene Ontology annotation, molecular function: antiporter activity. The transcript has 9 exons. Gene Ontology annotation, cellular component: Golgi apparatus; endosome; trans-Golgi network.
GCAUCAUACACGCGCACAUGCCAACAGUAACCUCUCAUUUAUCACUUCUUCUCUUCACGCGCUUUCUCUUGCAUUUGAAACUCACCUCACUGGAUCUUGGGUUCAUUGUUCCUCUUCACAGGCACCGAUCGCUUCAACUUCUAUUUUCUGCAUUUUGGUAUCUUUGAAUCGAUGCCCCAAUUGCAAAGAUACGAACUUUACUUGAGUUUAUGAGAUGGGUGUUGAACAACUUCGUUGUUGAGCUUGUUCCAUUUUUGGUUUCUUCAGAAGCUUCUUCUAUUUUUGUGCCAAAAUGAUCAACAGAACGCUUUUCCUCACUUACUUCUACUUGUUCAUCUAUAUCUUGCUUUCUUCUGGAGUUAUUUUGUACAACAAGUGGGUUCUCUCUCCAAAAUACUUCAACUUUCCUCUUCCCAUAACACUCACUAUGAUUCAUAUGGGCUUUUCUGGGGCCGUGGCAUUUUUUCUUGUUCGAGUCUUUAAGGUUGUAUCUCCUGUCAAAAUGACAUUUGAAAUAUACGCAACUUGCGUGAUUCCAAUAAGUGCCUUCUUUGCUUCCAGUCUUUGGUUUGGUAACACAGCUUAUUUGCAUAUUUCUGUAGCUUUUAUCCAGAUGCUCAAAGCUCUAAUGCCUGUGGCAACAUUCCUCGUGGCUGUUAUGUGUGGCACUGACAAAGCAAGGUGUGAUGUGUUCUUCAACAUGGUGCUGGUCAGUGUUGGAGUUGUCAUUUCCUCGUAUGGAGAAAUUCAUUUUAAUGUAGUCGGUACAGUUUACCAGGUCACGGGCAUCUUUGCUGAAGCUUUAAGAUUGGUCUUAACCCAAGUCCUUUUACAAAAGAAAGGCUUGAGUUUAAAUCCUAUUACAAGCUUAUAUUAUAUAGCUCCAUGUAGUUUUGUGUUUCUCUUUGUGCCUUGGUACUUGCUGGAAAAGCCCAUCAUUGAAGUGUCACAGAUUCAAUUCAAUUUUUGGAUCUUCUUUUCCAACGCUCUAUGUGCUCUAGCCUUGAAUUUUUCCAUUUUCUUAGUAAUUGGCAGAACGGGUGCGGUAACCAUCCGAGUUGCUGGAGUGCUUAAAGACUGGAUAUUAAUAGCCCUUUCAACCAUUAUAUUUCCAGAGUCUACAAUAACUUGGCUGAAUAUAAUUGGCUAUGCUAUUGCUUUAUGUGGAGUUGUGAUGUACAAUUACAUUAAGGUUAAGGAUGUGCGAGCGUCUCAAUUACCUAAUGAAAUUAUUCCAGAACGAAUUUCUAAGGACUGGAAAUUCGAGAAGAAGUCAUCUGAUAUUUAUGUGCCAGAUAAUGGUAGUAACAAUGGGGGAAGUGGAGGUAACGGUUCACCCUCUGAUGUGAACAUUGAUGAAGAAGCACCUCUAAUUUCUUCAUCAAGGUUAUCUCAUAUCGGACGAACGCAGCUGAGCAACCUUUCCUCUGGAAAAUGAUAACUCAAAUACAAGAUUCAUUUUAAAUCUUCCCUUUUUGGAA